CUGAAAUGGAGACUAGCCGGGCGUACAGAGAGACUCGUCACAGCCGUCGUAGACGCCAACCUCGCGGCGCGCAGUGGACCCGAAGCGGUAUGGGGCGAGCAGGAACUCAUUAUAUGCAAACACAUACUUCCCCUCGAGCAGCUGCAAAGCGGGUCGAUCCCGUCCGAAGCCCUCGCAAAGUGCCAUUCGUGCGACAUCACCUCCAAUCUCUGGCUCUGCCUUACCUAUGGUGCACUGGGCUACGGCCGCCCGCAAUACGGCAUACCGGACCCGGGAAACGGUCACGUUCUCGCCCACUUUAAUACCCAUCGCAGCUUGGGGGAAGAAGAGCAUGCAGCGUGCGUCAAGCUGGGGAUGAUUACGCCGGAGGGCAAUGCGGACAUUUGCUGCUAUGCGUGCAACGAGCCGCGGUUGGAUCCGGAGCUCGCGGCGCGCCUGGGGAACUUUGGGAUAAACGUGGCACUGCGGAAGAAGACGGAGAAAAGUUUGGCGGAGCUGCAAAUCGAACAAACGUCGCGUUCAACUUUCUCACUACCGAGGACGAAUCCGCACUAGAACCCGUGUUUGGCCCUGGCAACACGGGACUCGCGAGUCUUGGGAAAAGCUGCUACAUAGCCUCUGUCGUGCAAACGCUCUUCUCACUCCCCGCCUUCCCGUCGCGGUACUAUGAUUUUGGCGCGUCAAAGGCAGAUGCACACUGACAGCGUGCAAGGAGUUGCUCUCAGCGGAGUGCGUCGAGUGCCAGAUGCUCAAGGUCGCAGAUGAGCAUAUCUCGGACGUGGCCUCCAGCCGGGAGAGAAGGAGCCCGCAGAUAACCCCGCUGUGGCGUCACAGCCGCAAUUCGACGCAGAAGCGCUCGCGCAGCUUGAGAGCAUGGGAUUCCUGACGGUCCGGUGCCAGCGUGCGCAGUUCGCAACGGGCAACAUUGGCGCUGAGGCGGCGAUGGAGUGGUUGUUCGGGCAUAUGGAGGAUCCUGACAUUGAUGCGCCACUUGAUCUUGGUGGAGCAGCUGGAAGCGCAGCGGCUGGUGGAUCCGCGAUGCUGGUCUCGAUAGGUUUCACGCAGGCACAGGCCCGUAAGGCGCUCGGGGAAACGAAGAGUGUGGAUGAGCUGAAGCGGCUGGCUUACAUGAUAUGGGAAGCUAAUACAGGUCGUCAGCUCGGGAAGCCUCUGGACGGGCAUGCUGCGUCGGUCAACGCCAUUGCUUAUUCUCCGGAUGGAAGACAUCUCGUGAGCAGCUUCGACGACAAAUCUAUUCGAAUCUGGGAUACAAACACGCACGAGAUGGUCAUGGAACCGCUUGAAGGGCAUGAGGAUUGGGUUACAGCUGUUCAGUAUUCUCCUGACGGUGCCAUCAUCGCAAGUGCAGGGUCGGAUUCUUAUCUAAAGCUCUGGGACGCAAAUACUGGCAAGUGCAUUGCAUCCAUAGAACACCCUAAUCCCGUCAGAUCCAUCUCCUUCUCUCCGAAUGGUAUCCACAUUGCGACUGGGUGCCAUGACUCCCUCAUCCGCGUCUACAAUGUUGACAGACAUACACUCGUUUUCGAGCCCACAUGGGGUCACCGGGCCGGCGUUCAGAGUGUCCAGUACUCUCCAGACGGCCGUGUGAUUGCUAGUGCCUCGGAGGAUCAUACCGUUCGUCUCUGGGAUGCUCUCACGGGCACACCAGUAUGUGAUCCACUAGAAGGUCAUAGGAGCUGUGUCAAUGGCGUCUCGUUCUCUCGCGACGGAUCGCGUCUCCUUAGCUGCUCGGAUGACAGGUCGAUCCGUGUCUGGGAGCUUGAUGGGGGAGACACGAAAUUGAAGCCGCUCUAUGGACAUGAUCAUGGUGCACCCGGAGUCACUUGCUCGCCCGAUGGCGAGCAUUUCGCUUCGUUCGCCUAUGAGUCGGUGCGUAUCUGGAGCAUGCGUACACUGGAGCCAGUGCUUCCAAAGAUACUCACAAGCAUGUCGAAGAUCCACAAACCGCUAGCUAUGAAUGCUUACAGCCAGGUCAACGCCAUCUCUUGGUUCCCAAAUGGAAAGCAAGUUGCAGUUGCUACAAUUUAUGACACCGUCGGUAUAUGGGACAUGCAAAAGGGAUAUGAGAUAUGCAAGCCUCUCGCUGGGCACGCAGGCUCAGUGGAGGAUAUAGACAUCUCACACAGUGGAAGUCUUUUGGCAAGUGCGUCAUUGGACAAGACAGUGCGCGUCUGGGAAGUCAAACACAAGACAUUUGUCGUCAAACAUUCUCUCAAGCAACCAUCCGGUGUUCGAGCUGUAUGUUUCACUCCGGAUGAGGCCCGUCUCGCCAGUGGAUGCCAGGAUCAUAAUAUAUAUAUAUGGGACGUCCGCUCUGGAUCCUCUCUGCAUAUUUUGAAUGGCCACACCAAGGGAGUUACCUCGCUCAGCAUCUCGGCUGACGGUUCCCUGCUAGCGAGCGCAUCCGACGACAAAAAUAUCCGUAUAUGGGAUCUUCAGUCGUAUGGGGUCGUAGUAGAGCUAGCGGAUUCCGGUGACACACUUAUGUCGGUUUGCUUCUCACAUGACGGAUCACAGGUGCUGAGUGGGUCGCGUAAGAACGAGGGGGCACAUAACACGGUCAAUCUAUGGGACCUCUCGCGCAGACCAGGAGAAACUAUCUUUGGUGUCAGACGUGCCUCACAAGUUCAAUGUGUGCACUUCUCUAGGGAUGGAACCAAGUUUCUGGGCGCAUCUAUGGAAGAAGUGAAUGUCUGGGAUGCAAAUACAAGGGAGCUCCUUCAGUCUAUACAACACGACAACCACGUCGGCGCUGCAGCGUUCUCUCCUGAUGGCACGCAGGUUGUGAGCGGGACAGACAGCGGAGAAAUGAGUCUGUGGGACGUCCAGACAGGGAGACUUCUUCUUCCCAAGGAAGACAUUGAUGAGAAGUCGCCUUCCCAACGGGUGCAUAGGGUUGAAUCUACUGACAGCAUCAUGAAUAUGCCAGCUAUUCCACGAAGGCGGGAUUUCAUUGGGCAAGUUGGAGCUCCGAACAGCACUCGCCACUCGAAGAAGAAAGGGAAUACCAAAGCUUUCAAGCCCAACAGGCGGGGGGACGGAUUGCCUGAUUCUACAUUCGACUCAGCCGAGGAAAAAGCAAAAUCUCGCUGGAUAAAUCGGAUUAUUCCUCGCUGGAGUCAACACAUCACGCUCCCAGUGACAGUUUCCCCGGGUAGGAUGAAUCCACGCAACGUUGCCGCAUCGUCGUCUAGCCAGCCACGCCCUAGAGAACGAUUACCGGACGUAUACAGCUUAGAUAGCCACGAAAGUGGAGAAGAUGAGCACGAGCAGCAAGCAGUCUGGGACCUUCAGACGUAUGCGGCAGUGGCAGAACCGUUGCAUUCCGGCGGUAAAGUUGCAUCAGUUUGCUUUUCACCUGACGGAGCACAGUUGCUGAGCGGGUUACAACGUAUCAAAGAGGAAGAUAAUGCGGUCAAUAUUUGGGACCUAUCACGCGGAGAGCCGUACUUUGGUUUGUGUAAAGGCGACCAGUGGGUCAACUGCGUGCACUUCUCUAGCGACGGAACCAAGUUCCUGAGCGUGGUCGGGGAAACCUUGGAAGUAUGGGACACCAAUACCGGGGAGCUCUAUCAGUCUAUACGGCACGAUCAAACCGUUAAAACUGCAGCGUUCUCUCCCGAUGGCACAGAAAUUGUGAGCGGCACCAUGGAAGGAGAUAUCAGACUGUGGGACGUCGAGACGGGGAGUGUUCUUCUCCCAAAGGUGGAGCCGCAGUACCACCAUUUUCACCUAGCUGAAACUGAUUUUACACCAUUGCCCCCUAGGAAGGCGGCGAUGAGAACCUCCGCCCGAGAUGCCGUGUCGCCUUCCAGACGGGUGCAGAGGGCUGAUUCCAUCGAGAGCUUCAUGAAUAUGUCAGCAGUACCGCGACAUCGUGCGUUCAUAGCUCAAAUUGAGGGUCAGGAUGGCGACCGCUGUUCAAGAAAGAAGACGAACUCGAGAAACUCCAGGUCCACCCGUCGCGCGCGCAGAUUCACUAACUCCGCGUCUGCUUCGGGACAGGAAGCAGCGGAGCCGCAAAGGCCCAGUAACUUCGCUACUCGCUGGCGCUCGCGACUUGCAAUGCCCGUCGUUGUAUCUCCUGCGACAAUGAGAUUGCGUAUUCGCGCCGCGCCCUCUCCAGAAAGGAAUACCCGCCGGGGAAGGGCGGCUCGCCGAGAGGAAGAUCACUCGGAUAGCGACUCAGAUGGCAGCGAGCAUGAAAACGAAGGGCCCAAUGGCCUCGAGGAGACUGAGAUGAAAGUAGGCUGCGUGAGGGCUGUGUUGAGUCGAUUGAAUUUGGAUAGGUUCCGCGGCCGCGAUCGUCAAGCUGAAGAGAAUAUCGAGAUGACGGCGUGA
Messenger RNA from Coniophora puteana RWD-64-598 SS2, 4362 nucleotides. RefSeq names its product WD40 repeat-like protein. The coding region runs from base 874 to 4362 and encodes 1162 amino acids. Lineage: Eukaryota; Fungi; Basidiomycota; Agaricomycetes; Boletales; Coniophoraceae. The record is from RefSeq and is a predicted model, not a curated record. The transcript is spliced from 22 exons. Gene Ontology annotation, molecular function: protein binding.